CUUCACCGACUACUUCGAGAACACAAGCCAGAAUUCAGUGGGGCCCCGUCUUGUGACUACAUGUUCCUACCUGGUCUGUCGCAGUGGCCUCUCUUCACUGGGCUCCUGCUGUCUGCCUCUGACCCAGCUGUCAUAGGUGGGGUCCUGCUAAAACACAGUGAUCCUGGCCAUGGACAAGCCGGCUGGCCUGCAGGUGGACUAUGUCUUCCGGGGUGUGGAGCAUGUCGUGCGGGUGGCCGUGUCCGGGCAGGUGCUGGAGCUGGAGGUGGAGGACCGGAUGACAGCUGACCAGUGGCGGGGCGAGUUUGAUGCCAGCUUCAUUGAAGAUUUGACUCACAAGACGGGGAACUUUAAGCAGUUCAGCAUCUUCUGUAACAUGCUGGAGUCAGCCCUCACUCAGAGCAGCGAGUCAGUCACCCUCGACCUGCUGACCUACACGGACUUGGAGUCCCUGCGGAACCGGAAAAUGGGGGCUCGCCAGGGAUCCCUGGCCCCCAGAUCGACCCAGCUCAACUCCAAGCGCUACCUGAUUCUCAUCUACUCCGUGGAGUUUGACAGGAUUCACUACCCGCUGCCCCUCCCGUACCAGGGCAAGCCGGACCCCGUGGUCCUGCAGGGCAUCAUCCGCUCGCUGAAGGAGGAACUGAGCCGCCUCCGGGGACUGGAGGGUCAGGACGUGCGGGACUCCCGGGAGAUGGAGAUCUGGCACCUGCGGGAGCAGGUGUCGCGCCUGGCGGCCGAGAAGCGCGAGCUGGAGGCGCAGCUGGGCCGGUCGCGGGAGGAGGUGCUGGCCGGCCGGCAGGCGCGCCAGGAGGCCGAGGCGCUGCGCGGGCUGGUGCGGGGGCUGGAGCAGGAGCUGCGGCAGGAGCGCGGCGUCGGCUCCCGGGGCUCGGGCCGCCGCAGCCAGGACUGUCACCGCCUGGCCAAAGAGCUGGAGGAGGUGAAGGCGUCGGAGCGGAGCCUGCGCGCCCGACUGAAGACGCUGAACUGCGAGCUCGCACUUUAUAGGCGGGGGAGACGGACUCCGCCGGUGGCGCCGCCCCGGGCGCUGGAGGACCGGGUGUCCUCAUCCCGGGAGCGCUCCACGUCGCGUGGCCGAGGUGCCACCCGCUCCUCCUCCCGGGAGAGCGGCCGCGGGGGUCGGGGUCGAGGCCGCCCCGCCCGCCCCUCGCCCUCACCCACAGGUGGUCGCGUGGCCCGCUUCGACCCCACAGCCUUUGUGAAAGCCAAGGAGAAGAAACAGAGAGAGAUCAAGAUGAGCAGGUGCCGCGUCCCUUACCCGCCCCGCCCCGCCCCCAGGCAGCUGCAGCAGCAGCAGCGGAACCGACUGGGCAGCGGCGGCAGCGGGGACGGCCCGUCCGUCUGGUCCCGCCAGACUCGACCUCCAGCCGCCCUGACCGGCCGAGGGGACGAGGCUAAGCGCUCUCGGAACCGCAGCUCCUCGGUGGAUAGUUUCCGCAGCCGCUACUCGUCCGCCAGCUCAUGCAGCGAGCUCGAAGACUUCUCGGAAUCCCUCUCCAGAGGCAUCCGCCGGCGCCGAGGGAAGCCCCCCAGCCCCACGACCUGGACCCGGCCCAACAUGCAGAAACCCACCCCCGUGGAACGCGGCCGCCAUCAGAAACGCCUGAGCAGUUCGGGGGGCUGGGUUCCCAUCAAAGAAUACAGCUCUGACCACCAGGCUACCGACAUGGCCGAGAUAGACGCCCGCCUGAAGGCCUUGCAGGAAUACAUGAACCGGCUGGAUACGAGGUCGUGACCUCGGAGAGUGUGGACAGACAGACCGCCCUUCCAGCAGCAAAGGCCACUGUUCCACCCUUCUCACUCUCGGGGGGGCGAGGCCAGGGGCGUGUCCGUCAAGCCCCGCCCACCAAUCUCCGGUCCUAUUGCUCUGCGAGUUACUCCAGGCCCCGCCCCUUCGGUGUCCCGGGGUCUCAGAUGGGGAGGUCCCGCCUCUGCCCUCCCCCAGGUAUUGGAUGCUGGGGGGGGGAGAGGGGGUGGAGUUUGUAUGCUAUGUAAAUAAAUGUAUUUACCUUUGGG
Messenger RNA from Erinaceus europaeus (western European hedgehog), 2037 nucleotides. RefSeq names its product coiled-coil domain containing 61 (gene CCDC61). The record is from RefSeq and is a predicted model, not a curated record. Lineage: Eukaryota; Metazoa; Chordata; Mammalia; Eulipotyphla; Erinaceidae. Gene Ontology annotation, cellular component: centrosome. The transcript is spliced from 14 exons. Bases 170 to 1756 code for a protein of 528 amino acids.